AUGCCUUGGUGGAAGGAUGAGACUUUCUUUCUAAACCCCAACGCACUGUUACAACAUGCUCAAACACCUGUUUCAGCAGCUGUCAGGUCCGGAAACGUUGAAAUGGUGCGUAUUCUCAUUGAGCGGCCGGAAUUUCAACCUUGCCACGUCUCCGACUACUGCUGUCCAUUGCAUGUUGCGGCGGAAUGUGACAAUGAAGAAAUGGUUACCCUUGUCUUAAAUCGUUACAAGAAGGACAGAAAGGACACGUUGGACAGAAUCUGGCUAACGUUCAAAGACGCCUGCGCAAAUGGACGCAGCUCAACAGUGAAGGCCUUCCUCGAAUGGCCGACCCUUGAUCCCAACCUGAGAUCGCAUAAUAGGAGCUGGUCCCCGAUCGCAGACGCCAUUAGACUAUCUCAUCGCGCUGGCAAUUAUUUAGAGGUCAUCAAACUACUCAUCGGACACGAGAAGCUGGACCCCAACUUCUCAAACAUCGGACGCCGGCCGUUGGAGCUUGCCAUCGAUGUCAAGAGCCACCCCAUGGCGGAGCUUCUCCUCUCACGGGCUGAUUUGGACCCGAACGUUCACGGAGGUUUAUAUACACCCCUGUCCGAAGCUAUCCGAAAGAAGAUGCAUAAUACUGUGCGUAUGAUGCUUGAGCGACCAGACACAAACCCGAAUCUACGCAGCGAGCACAAUCCAGACGGCACACCACUCAUCACGGCGAUUCAUUGGGGGACACCCGAGAUCGUUGAAGAGCUAUUGAAAUGGGAGGACUUGGACCCAAACCUCCCCUCGACAGUUUCAAAACCCUCCAAGACUCCGUUGACUGCUGCCGCCAGUUCGGGUGCCGAGCAGGUAGUAAAAUUAUUGCUAAGUAGGGACGGAAUUGACGUCAACUUAUCGACAAACGAGCAUACGCCUUUAUCGCAAGCAAUCGUGAGUCGUAGGCUUAAGAUCGUUGAAAUGUUGAUGAGCCAUCAGCAUAUCGAUCCAAAUCAGGCUCCAUAUAUGAACGCAACCAUGCGUGUUUAUUCAAGGGUGGCGGGGAAGUCUGGGUACACUUUUGCCAAGUCAACUACCACCGAUCAAGCAGACGAUGCCAAGAUCGUAGCCAAGAACAUACCACUAUGUUUGGCUAUGGAGUUGCAGGAAUACGAAGCAGCCACGAUGCUUCUGAGACACCCUCAGAUCGAUGUCCAUAUCACAGACGGAACAAAUAGGACACCUCUUUGGUGGGCCACGUUUGGAGGGUCGCCAGCGCUCGUGCGACUCCUACUAGAGAAUGGCGCCAACAAGCAGAUCAACAUUCAAGACGUAAAUGGCUGGGCCCCUCUACAUGUGGCUGCGAACUCUGGGAAUCUGCAGCUAGUGGUUGACAUACUGGAGCAUCCGGAUGCUAAUCCGAAUCUAGCAAAUGAGGAUGGGUACACCGCAUUACAUCUCGGUGUCGUUUGCAACAAUGUUGAUCUUGUCGCACAGCUACUGAAGUUCCCAAAAGUCAAUAGUCGUCUGGUCACAAAUGCUGGUGAAACAGCACUUCAGCUCGCGGAGGGGUUGGGCUAUCAAAGGCUAGUUGCGAUGUUAAGAGAUAAUAGCAGGCCUAUUAAUGAUAACUACACGCAUUCUUCAUCACAAGUGUCGGAAAAUGUACCUACCGACGCAAAGCGGGAAGUCAAAACCAUCAUCAAGAAACCUUCAUAUACCACAACAAAAUAG
Messenger RNA from Clonostachys byssicola, 1701 nucleotides. The record is from the annotation of a GenBank genome assembly. Lineage: Eukaryota; Fungi; Ascomycota; Sordariomycetes; Hypocreales; Bionectriaceae.